This is a messenger RNA of Ylistrum balloti, 2373 nucleotides long. RefSeq names its product cytosolic phospholipase A2-like. NCBI's taxonomy places the organism in Eukaryota, Metazoa, Mollusca, Bivalvia, Pectinida, Pectinidae. The record is from RefSeq and is a predicted model, not a curated record. Gene Ontology annotation, biological process: glycerophospholipid catabolic process. Gene Ontology annotation, molecular function: calcium-dependent phospholipid binding; calcium ion binding. Bases 1 to 2373 code for a protein of 790 amino acids. Gene Ontology annotation, cellular component: cytosol. The transcript is spliced from 17 exons.
AUGGACCUAAAAAAACGGGUACUUCAACAUCUUCCUAAACUUUCCAGGUUUGAUCCAUUUCAAGUUUUUGAAGUUACCCACUAUCCAUGUGCUGUGCUCUAUAUCAAAGUUCUAAGUGGAUACAACAUUACAAAAGGAUGGGCAGGUGAUCUCAUGGACACACCAGAUCCAUAUGUUACCCUCUACAUCAAAACUGCACCCAACUGUUUACAGAAAACUUCCAUCAAAGACAAUGACAUCAACCCAGUAUGGAAUGAGACCUUUACCUUUUACAUUGAUCCCCGAGAACACAGCAAUAGACUUGAGAUAUCACUGAUGGAUUCUAAUUACUUAAUGGAUGAACCUCUGGGGUCCCAGGUCAUCGAUCUCAAAGAACUCCCAUAUCAGGGAAAAGAAAAAUACACACUCGAGUUUUUUGGGACAUCAGUAGUUGACUUUGAGCUAUGGGCAGACAUGAACUGUGAGCCGCAGUUAAGAUUCAGUCUGACACUGAGCGAAGAGGAAAGAGAAUUUGUGGAAAAAAGGAAGAUGAAGGUAUUUGAGGCGAUGAAGAAGUACCUUGGGAAGGAUGCACCAAUUUCCAUGCAAGAAGUACCAGUGAUUGGUGUGAUAGGGUCAGGGGGAGGAUUCCGUGCAAUGACUGCCUACAGUGGGGUGUUCAGUGCCCUUGUAGACACAAAUAUACUAGAAAUGGUCACAUAUGCUGGAGGAUUGUCAGGAUCAGCAUGGUACCUGUCCCAGCUGUACACUCAUCCUGAAUGGCCCAAGAGGUCACCACUGGACCUCCAGGAGGAACUGAAGAGCAAUAUUGACUCUAGCCCAUUCUAUCUACUAGGCCCUAACAGCAUGUAUUCCUAUGUUUCACGUAUCAUGGAGAAGAGGCGCCAGGGACAGCCGGUCAGUUUCACAGACUUUUUCGGGCAUCUUGUUGGGGAGACCCUUCUCAAAAACCGACAACAUACGAAACUGUCCGACCAGAAGGAAAAGAUCAGAAAUGCUGAUAUCCCCAUGCCCCUGUACACCUGUCUACAUGUCAAAAAGUCGGUUUCUGCCAUGGUCUUCCAUGAAUGGAUGGAAUUUACUCCCUUUGAAAUUGGAUUACCAAAGUAUGGGACAUUCAUGAAGUCAGAGCACUUUGGAAGUAAAUUCUUUAUGGGUCAGUUGGUGAAGCAAUACCCUGAACAACCUCUGCACUUCCUUCAAGGUGUGUGGGGAAGUGCCUUCUGCAUCCAAUUCAAACGCCUCCUUAAAGAUGAUAAACGUACAGAUGAGUGUCGCAUAAUUCAGGAAGAACGUGAAGAACUUGAAAGAGAACUUCUUCAGGAGCUUGACACACAAACAGAUGAAGAAAGUGAAUCAAGUGAAACAGAGGCAGAGGAAGAGGAAAGAAAACGCAAACAGAUACAACAGAAAGGUCGUCGUAAGAGUUCUGUAACCAGUGUAAACAGCAGGAGAGGGUCUACAGCAAGCAUAAAUAGCAUGAAAGAUACAGACAGUAACAAAGGCUUCAUCAGGAGUAUGUUUGGCAAGGUGUUAGAUAGCACUGGCAAUUACUUACUGGGUUCCAUUGAGGGACGAGCUGCCAAAGUACACAGCUUCAUGAGGGGACUGUCCUUGUACAAAGUCUAUCCCUUCUCUCCGUUCACUUCUAUCGAUGAGGGAGCAGAAGGUAUGGAUCAGUUUGAUGGUAUAUUUGAGAUGUACCCAACAAACAUGAAGAAGUUAUAUGUAGUGGAUGGUGGACUGACCUUCAACUCGCCCUUCCCCCUCCUGCUUCGUCCGCAGCGACAGGUCGACCUUCUUCUGUCCUUUGAUUUCAGUGCCCGGCAGAGUGACAGCACACCUCCCUUCAAGGAGAUCAAGCUUGCAGAGAAGUGGGCACGACUGAAUAAUGUGCCAUUUCCUGAAAUUGACCUGAAGAGGUUUGACCGCGAGGGAAUGAAAGAGUGUUAUGUGUUCCAGAACCAUAACGACCCACGCUGUCCCAUUGUUCUCCACUUUGUUUUGGCCAAUAUCACCUUCAGAGACGAGAAAAUGCCAGGUGUGCCUCGUACUACAGAGGAGGAAAAGAAAUUUGCCGACUUUGAGAUUUUUGACGAUCCUGAGAGACCAUAUUCAACAUUCAACUUCAAAUAUACUCAUCAAGCUUUUGAUCGUCUUACACAGCUGACAGAGUUCAAUACUCGACUACAUACAGACCUUAUCAUCGCAAAAAUUACAGAAUGUGUUAAAAAACAUCGGAACAAUGGUCCUGUUUCUAGGAGACCAAUCAAACUUAAAGACAUAAAAAAGCUCCGCCUCCAAAAAGUUGAAGAAGAAAGGUUAAAGGAAUUCGUGCAGUCGUUUGAUGAUGGUGAUGUACCAAUAGUGUGA